Molecule: messenger RNA, 4551 nt
Organism: Oikopleura dioica
Lineage: Eukaryota; Metazoa; Chordata; Appendicularia; Copelata; Oikopleuridae
Source: the annotation of a GenBank genome assembly
AUGGACAGGGAAUUUUCAAAUUGGUGGGAGAUUCCAUGGAUUGCUUAUUUUGUUUCUCUUUACAAGCAUCCUUUCGACAUUUCCGAGUUUUCGAUUUAUGAGCUGGAAGAAUGCCUCGAAACGGACGACCCGCAAAGCAGACUCUUCUUUUCAACCCUUCUCAGCGAGCUUCUACGAGGUCUCUAUCAAAAUCCCAAAAUCGACCCGUGGAACUUCGACAAUUCGCUUCAUGAAAUCUGCUCGGUGCGUCUUCCCGCUGAGAACUCACUGUUCAACCCUUUGGCAGAUCCGACAGUGUCGUUUUUCGAUCUCCCAGUGCGCUUACGCAUUUGGCUGGUCUACAAGCUCUGCUGUUGGCGCGUCGAGGACGAGCAGUCGAUCACGGACGCAAUCGAAAUCGCCGAAGCGCGGCCUGAAUCGCUCGCUGAAGAUCGCCACGGAAACCUCUUCUGGUACUUUGGCGGCAUUCACCUCUUCAAGCAAAUCAAAGAGACGGGCGAUUGGAAGACUGUGGCGCGGACGAAGGAGGAGUGGCGGGCAUUAAGGGACAAGUACGCGAACUCGACGGACAAGGAGGAAAUCUGGUUCCGAGAAACGAUCGAGCAAAACUUCGAUCCGACCUUGUCCGGAAUCGAAGAAGAAACACACACUUGGGCGAGAACGCGGAGGAAUCAGCGACUCAAGAAACUAGAAAAACUCAAGGGCAAGAAGCGACGAGCGCGUGUGACGAACAAGGAGCCCCAUCCGACGCUGCUUCCGGUUGAUCAGAUUGAAAUACUCGCUCGUGGCGCCGGGUUAAUCACCAAACUCGAAAAGGAGCAAAGAUCAGCUGAAAUCAACGAGGAGGAUUUGCAUCAUUCUUCGUCCAAGUCCGAUCAAAGCACUUCGAAUUCAGAUUCCGAUAGUUCGUCCCAAUCUUCCACUCACUCAUCAGUGAAGAAGAAAAAAAUCCAAAGAGAGAAGCUCGUUAAUUCGAAGCUGCAAAAUGCAGUAAAGCGAAAUUCGAAUAAUCAGGUGCCCAACAGAAGGGAUACAAGCUCAAGCUCCAGCUCCGAAGAGGAAGAAGAUCAAAAAGAGCGGAGCGGGGCGGAAAGUCCCGGCACCUGGGAAUUGCUCCCAGGCUGCUCGGCAACGCGGCCACAGUUCGUCAAAGUCCGCCCCGGCCAGACGCUCGAAGAGGCCGUCAAGUUCCACAAAAAUCCCAAUGCCUUCUCGCCUCUUGAAAAAGCCAAAAAGCGAAAGCGAAAGAAGGGACAAAACGGAACAAACCCCUCCCCGGCUAAAAAACAGGCGCGAGGACGAGGUCGUCCAAAGAAGGCCAAUGCGGGCAAAAAGAACAAUCUGCCGACGAAGAAGAAGACCGUUCUCGUUCCCUCCGACGUUUCUAGCGGCUCAAGCGAGGCAAGCGAGUCAGCUGGUGAAGGGAGAAAUUCGCCAAUUCGUCCCGAUUCUAGAGAUAGUUCCAGUUCUUCCAGUAGUGGUUCAGAAGAAGAGGAAUUUUCCCCAGUGCCCCAAAAGCCACAAGUAAAAAAGGCCAAGUCUACUAAUUUAAAGGCUCCAAAAAAGAAACCCGCUCCCAAAUCGAAUCCGCCCGCUUCUCAAAAGAACCUUACCAACUGGCAAAAGAUGCAACUUGUGAUCGACACGAUUCGCGCGCACCCAGACUCGUGGCCCUUUUACAGCCCGAUCACGGACGAGAUCGCGCCGAGCUACUCCUCGAUCAUCCGACGUCCGAUGGACAUUGAAACCAUCGAGGAAAAAAUCGCUGCUCGAAUUUACUCAACGCCUCGCGAAUUCGUCGAGGAUGUCUGCUUGAUGUUCGACAAUUGCCGCCUCUACAACGGCGAGGGAAACGAGUACUCAGAAUCUGCUGACGAUCUCGAGGCGAUCUUCAACGCGCAGAUGAAGGAAGUCAUGCCGAGUGUGAGUCUCGCCAAGUUCCGGUUUUCAGACGAAUCGGGGAAUGAAAAUCGCUCCUCCGCUUCUUCUAGCUCUGAUGAAGAAGAGUUCGAUCCGGCUCACUCAAAAUCGCAAAAAACAGCCUCUAAAUCGUCCAAGGGAGCGAAGGGUCAAAAGAAAGGGCCCAAGAAAAUCGCCAAUUCAAUCUCGAAAACGAAGCAAGUUCAAUCUCAAGCUCAAAGGAAGACUCAAAAUACUAGUGACACGCGAAAAGUGGGAAAACUCAACAUCAAAAUUGGCCAGCUAAACGGGCAAAAAUUUGCCCGAUCUCUUGGCAAUUCAAAAACUGCUCAAAAGAAGAAACGAUCGUCCUCGUUUUCGAGAGAAAGUAGCUCCUCUUCCGAAAGCAAUGACUCCUCCCCUGAAAGACCUGCUUCUCAAAACAAACAGACCAAAGCGCAAAAAGAAAAACUAGCAAUCAAAGAAUCAAAAAAGUUCCAAAACACUUUGAAGCAAAAGCGCCCAGUAGAUAAUAGUAAACCUGUCAGCUCUAGUGCCAAGAGCAAGCUCAAGAAUCCGCCAAAAAGCGCGAACUUCGUGCCACCUAUCCGCGGCCGGCCAAACAUAAAGAAGAAGAACGCUCCUGCUCCUGCAGCAAUUGCUAAAAAACCGCUCCCAAAUCCAAACCAUCGAAACAGACCUGAUAAUUCCGCCUCAUCAAGCUCGAGCUCGUCCUCCAGCUCUUCCGGUUCGAGCUCGUCAUCGUCUUCUUCUUCGAGUUCUAGCGACUCGGAAGCGGAAGAUGCAAAGACGAAGGCACGCACCAGCCCAAUGAGAAUGUCGACUGAGAUCCAAUCUGCCAAGAAAACUACGAAAAUCGCAAUCAACACUGUUAACUCCGAGAAAAACUACGAUUCGGACAACAACAAAAUGUCUGACAGCAGCCCUUCUCUUCUAUCCACCGCCAAGCCAACUGCUGUAGUUCAACCUCAACCUGCCAGAGACUCGAGAGAGUCCUCUGAAUCACCAAUGGAAAGCGCAACGAACUGGGAGCAAGACUACUCGAAAGCAAAAGUAAACCCUGUGUCCCGUGUGCUCGAUGCUCAGGAUGUCCAGAUGGUUGAUUCUCCGACGACUAUGAAGCGAGUUGCAGAAGUUCAAGACGCGAUUUUGGAGAUGAAUGAAGAUUUCAAAAACUCGCCUCAGGUACCGGACAAAAGUGACGAAGUUUCUCUUUCUUCCUCGAAAUCGGAGAGGAAGCGCUCAUCCGACUCCUCUGACAAGGACUACAACUUGACCAGCGAGCAGAUCGAACGCGACUCGGAGCUCUACGGGAAUUCUUCAGCAAAGAAAGAGUUGCCCAAGGAAGAGCUACAGACGCCUUUGUCUAGUGACAGCUUCAAAUCAAAAAUUCCAGAAAGCAGCUUCGUUAUCAAUCAAGAGCAAAAAAAAAUCGUCACUGAAACGAACCCGGCAAGAAGCAAAAGUCCAGUUUGUGAGAGAAAGAAAAGCACAGAAACCCACACCCCUCAAAAUCCGAGUCUCAAAGUAUCGCAAAGUGACAAGAUCGCAAAAGAGUCAACACCGGAAAAUACCGCGAAAACGGCGCAGCAUCCUCUUCCGAUUCAACCGCCGAAGCUGCUAAAAGAAGAAACAGCUUUUUCAAAGUCAUUUGCUGGGCAAACUCAACCGCGCUUCGGAGUCCCACAUCCUGGGCUUGACGCUCCUACCGUUGUUCCUAGCUACUUGUCUGGGUACACCCGCGUUCCCUCUCCAAAGAACAACGAAGCAUACGCUCCUGCCGUUUCGAUCAGCGCUUCUUCCAGCAUUGCCCCUUCUUCUACCACUAUCCCCUCCUUAUCAAAGUCAACUAUCCCGAGCCUCCCCCAGCCAUCUCCAUCGACUCUUCCGCCAGCGCAACCGAAACCAACUCGCGUGAUCAGCACGGCUACUGAAUCGUCGCUUCUCCAAAAUGCUGCGACGCACGAAAUCGUGAAAUCAGCGGCCGCUGCUGCUGAAUCAUCGCUGCGCAAUCAUCUGUUGGCUCCGCAUCGUGCGGUUUCGACGUUUGAUUAUCAAAGCACAGCGAACGGAACGGCGCUGAAUCAGGCUUUGCCCGAUCGAAGAGCCCAGCUCUCGCUGCCCCACUUCCCGAUUAAUAUUCCCGCUCCGCAGAACAGUGCCACUCAGAAAAAGGAAAGUGGCGCUCUGCCCCCGACAUUCCCGGGACAUCCAGCUCUGGCAAGUGGAUUCCAGCAGCGCCAGGAACGACCGUUCUUCCCUCAACUGGGCGUCUCCCCAGCUACGGGCCCUGUUGGUUCAUCUCUUCAUUCUCAAAAUCCUCUCCAGGACUUGCAGAAUCUAUCUUCUUAUCCUCAACUGCUCCACCACCAUCCGCACAUGAUCAACCACGCGCCGCAGGGCGUUCCUAAUCCGGGUUUGAUCGGACUCGCGGGUUUCCAUCCUCCCGGUCUUGGCCCAGCAGCAUUUGGCGCCGCCGCUGCUGCAAGCACCAGCCGCUCAAGCUCCAAUGGCACUUCUCUUCCUCAUCAUCCAUCUAUGCCGUUAGGCAUGUAUUCGUCGCAGCUGGGCCCGUACGCGCAGUUUGGCUACCCUUGGCCGCACCAUCCCAACGCCAAUCCAAGACGCUGA